Colletotrichum truncatum is the source of this 1692-nucleotide messenger RNA. RefSeq names its product PHD finger protein 20. Gene Ontology annotation, cellular component: Rpd3L-Expanded complex; Set3 complex. NCBI's taxonomy places the organism in Eukaryota, Fungi, Ascomycota, Sordariomycetes, Glomerellales, Glomerellaceae. Gene Ontology annotation, biological process: regulation of DNA-templated transcription. The record is from RefSeq and is a predicted model, not a curated record.
AUGCAGAAUGACCAUGGCUACGGCCAGCCAGACUUUUCCGGUACCCCACAGCAGCCCAACAUGGCGUUUGUGACUGCCACCGACAUGUUCGGCUACCCCAUGUCCGCACCAGCAACCGCUCCGACGAGCUUCUGGGACACAAGCGCUGACAUGUCAGGCAUGGAUAUCGAUUUUUCUUUUGGCCCUAGUGUUUUUCAGACCUCGACCCACCGUCACAUGCCGUCCUUUGACGCCUCUCAAAUGUUCCAGGAAACUGUUCCCCUUCCGCCAGCAAAUAACCAAGAAAAUGCUCAACUGGCUAAGCGAAGCCGGCCACUAGCCCCCAAACCUCUCAUGUCUAAUGUUCAUUCCAGUUCUGCGGAUAUCUCCAUGGCCUCGGCGUCGUUCACAGCAUCGGUGGACGACCCUUUUGGUAUUGUUAGCCCUGGUGCAGGAGUGGAUCCCGGCCUGCUGUUCAGCAGACCAUCGUCUUCCUCCAACAUGGAUACCAACAUUCCGGUGACCCAAGGCUCCGCACAAUUUGCUUUAGCUGCAGCAGCAGAAACUCAAUCAAGAGCGCCAAUGCAUGGCGGAGACAUCCGCCGUUCCUUCAGCACAAGGGAGCUGGCACCCAGUAAAAUGCCAGAGCCAAUGUCUGGAAGCUCCCCUUCCAAGUCACAUGGGCGACUCAAUGGCCUCCAACGAAGCGUUAGUGAAAAUCGUGGUCGCCGUGGGCUGGCAAAGGCAGCGUUGCCCACACUGGCUCCAGCCAUCCAACCUAGACCGCAGGCCAACACUGGCCCUGUAGUAGGGCCUAGCCGGCCACUCAGCCGACCUUCAGGCAGGAUCUCACCUCUUAAACAGCAACAAUCUCGACUUUCGAGUCUGACAGCGAUACCUGAAUCUUCGAGCCCACGAACCCGAACUUCCGUCAAGUUCACCAUUGACUCAAAAGGCAGAGCACGAGCUGAAACCACCAUGGUUGUGGACGAACCUAGACCAAGUAGCACACAGGCAAGACCUGUCGUGCGGGAGAUGCCCCGUAGAGAGAAGAGCUGGGACUCUGAAGAUGACGAGUCCUCGACAGACGACGAACCCAUCAUCAUUCCCAGCCGAAACGCCUCUUUUGCGCUGCCUGACCCUCGCCGGCCUACCUCGGCCUCCAUGUUCCACUCAUCCCGCAGAAGCGUAAGCGAACAUAGCUCAAGCAGCCACGGUGCAUCGAUAUCACAUCAUGAUGCUGAGAGUGAAGCCGAGACGGUGAUGAACGAUGCGCAUGGCAAGGGUGGCGAUGCUGCAAGUGAGCUACGGAAGCUGGUCGAGAGCCGACAGAAGCGAGGGCCUCCAGCGCCGGGCAGUCAACGAUCGCAACGAUUCGUAUCAGGCAGUUUUGGGAACUUCCAGGGAGGCCUGAUGUCGCCAGGUGCACUGACAGAAACCAGCUUGCCGUCGCCAUCAAAGGCUACUUACAACGUGCGUUGUGUCUGCAGGAAUGGCGCAGACCGACCGGGAGAGUAUAUGGUUCAAUGCGAGUCCUGCGAGAUGUGGCUCCAUGGCUCGUGCAUUAAAAUCUCGCGACGAACUCUUCCGACUGUAUAUAUAUGUGCAUUCUGUUCAAACACCCCCAAUAUGCGAGGCGGCCGACUUCGUGGUAAUGGUCCAGUGCUAGGCUCGUCAGGGGCGAGCCCCUUGGCUCGUAAAUCAUUCCGGUAG